This is a messenger RNA of Peromyscus maniculatus bairdii (prairie deer mouse), 2495 nucleotides long. Lineage: Eukaryota; Metazoa; Chordata; Mammalia; Rodentia; Cricetidae. The record is from RefSeq and is a predicted model, not a curated record.
CCGAGGCUCAUUGCUUUGGCGCCGUCUGGGGAGCGUGAGCCUGCGGGUGGCGCGCAGCGCAUGGUGGCGGCUUCUCUCGGAGCGCCGCCGACCCGCUGACCCGGGCUCGGUUCUCUGUGCCCGGUGCGCCCCGGCGACCAGCUGGAGAUACACGCAGCAGCAGCCUUAGCAGCAGCAAAGGCGGCUGCUCUGCCGCCCGCGUCUCCGCGGGAGCAUGGAGUGCGCCCUGGACGCCCAGAGCCUGAUCAGCAUCUCCCUGCGCAAGAUCCACAGCUCCCGAACCCAGCGCGGCGGCAUCAAGCUGCACAAGAACCUCCUAGUGUCCUACGUGCUCCGCAACGCGCGCCAGCUCUACCUGAGCGAGCGGUACGCCGAGCUCUACCGGCGCCAGCAGCAGCAGCAGCAGCAACAGCAGCCGCCCCACCACCAGCACCAGCACCAGCACCUCGCAUACGCGGCUCCGGGAAUGCCGGCCAACGCGGCCGACUUCGGCCCGCUCCAACUUGGCGGCGGCGGGGACGCGGAGGCGCGCGAGCCGGUCGCCCGGCACCAGCUGCACCAGCUCCACCAGCUCCACCAGCUGCACCUCCAGCAGCAGCUCCCUCGCGUCCCGGCCGCCUGCUCUGCGCCCUCAGCGCCCCCGGGGGCUGCCCCACCGACCGUCGCCGCUUCCUCUCCGCCCGCCUCUCCAGCCCCUUCCUCGUCCCCUGGCUUCUACCGGGGCGCGUACCCGGCCCCCUCGGACUUCGGUGUGCACUGCAGCAGCCAGACCACCGUGCUGGACCUGGACACUCACGUGGUGACCACGGUGGAAAACGGCUACUUGCACCAGGACUGCUGCGCCUCCGCCCACUGCCCCUGCUGUGGCCAGGGCGCUCCGGGACCCGGCCUGGCGUCCGCCGCUGGUUGCAAGCGCAAGUAUUACCCUGGCCAGGAGGAAGAGGACGACGACGAGGAGGACGCGGGUGACCUGGGAGCCGAGCCCCCCGGGGGCGCCCCGUUCGCCCCCUGUAAGCGCGCCCGCUUCGAGGACUUCUGCCCGGACUCGUCCCCGGACGCGUCCAACAUCUCAAACUUGAUCUCCAUCUUUGGCUCGGGCUUCUCGGGGCUGGUGAGCCGACAGCCGGACUCCUCGGAGCAGCCGCCGCCGCUCAACGGGCAGCUGUGCGCCAAGCAGGCGCUCGCCAGCCUCGGCGCCUGGACUCGAGCCAUUGUCGCCUUCUAGGGACCCCCGAGGGCAUGGGGACCCUGGGCCCCGCGGGGCUGGGGCCAGACAAAGACUCGGCCAAGGGACGAUAGGGAGCGAGCGGGUCCUGGCCACUCGGGGCGAGCAGGGGGCGAGCAGAGGCUGAUGUUUUAUAAACUGUAAAAUAAAAAAAAAUCUAAAAAAUCUUGGACUUUAUUUUUGCAGAGAGAAAAAGCGCCUAUUUAAGUAUGCUUUGUGUUUCUCUUACUCUUUUUUUUCUUUUUAUUGUACUGAUUGCAGUGGUGUUUAGUGAGGAGCCUGCCACGUGAGGCAGGGCUGCUGCCCGGAGGAGGUGCCGGGCAGCCGGGGGCGAGGCUGGGUGCCGGGGCGCGCUGGGGGCGCAACGCAGGAGGGCGCGGGGCCCGGGACGCCGACUCCAAUCAGUUGUCAGCCUGGAAGCCCGACGUUCCGCUCUCCUGAGUUCCUCUCUAGGGUGAGGAAUGGGUCUUGUGAAAUUCUGAGCAAAAAAACAAAGGCAAACUCUAUCUCCAAAAGGGACGUUUCGGUCACAUUUCCUCUCUGGGGGCGGCCUCCAAAGUUCUCAAAAUGAGAAGGCAGAAAUGAAAACACUUCAACUUUUUUUUUCUUUUCUUGCCGGGGCGGGCGUCUAGAACCCCUCCUCUCCCCGCCCCUCUGGCUCCGUCCUCCUCCCCUCCUCCACCCGCCUCCCGGACCAGGGGGAAGGUGGCGCCCGACACCCCGACACUCAGCACAGUUGGGGAAGGGGUGGGGGGCGAGCAGGGCGAACUACAUUUCCCAUCAUGCCCAGCACUGCGGUCCUCACUAAACAAAAAAGGAAGUCGAUUCCUUCACCUGGAUCCCCGGCGGCCCCGGGGGAGGGAGGGGCCCGGACCGCCGACUGCGCUGGAGACUUUUCGCUUAGCUUCACUUAGCUCCUGGUCAGCAGUGGUGUUUGUGUGCGCGCUUCUAAGUUACCUUGUCCUGCUUCGCUCUUCGGUUCCAUCUCGUGAAACCAGCAUUGUUCCAGCCUGUGAGAACCCUGUCUGCGUCCUCAGCUCGAUAGAUUCUGUUUAAUUUAAAAGCCUUUUGUUGUGAGAAGGUGAGGUUCGCCUAGACCCCCUCUGGGUCUCUACCAUUACCACCUCAGAGACUCCAAAACAAGUUGCCAACCUUGUCUUUCCGGCCCUUCUUCCUCCUGUAUUUUUGUGCAUACUGAAUUGAAUCUCACCGGGUAAAACUGUUCAGAUUAUUUGUUUAAAUUUAUAAUCUUAAUAAAAAGUCGACUGUA